This is a messenger RNA of Apus apus (common swift), 1095 nucleotides long. It is a transcript of the gene SMIM8, whose product is annotated as small integral membrane protein 8. The transcript has 3 exons. The record is from RefSeq and is a predicted model, not a curated record. NCBI's taxonomy places the organism in Eukaryota, Metazoa, Chordata, Aves, Apodiformes, Apodidae. Bases 291 to 569 code for a protein of 92 amino acids.
UGUGCCCCUGGGCAGUGUCUUUUUAGCCAGUGGUCUGAAGGGUUCUGCUUGCUGGACAGGCAGCUAAAGCAUCAGCCGAAGUAGAAAACCCUGAGCCCAUUCUCAGGAGACCUAGGUUUGCUGUAGAAGGAUAUGCAUCUCCAAAAGUCAACUUCAGGAUGCACUAAACUGACAAGAUUUAAAAUAAUUGUGCUUAAGCUGGGAGUGUUAGGUAACACCAAAGACAGUUAUUAAUAUAUACACAAACUAAAAUUAACGCUGUAAGCAGGAAGGAAUCAAAAUUAAUUAAAAUGUCUUCCAGCAAACCUCCAAAUGAAAAUGAAACACCCAAAGAGAGAAGCCCAGGACUGAGGAGUGUUCGAACAACUAUGCUCUUCCGAGCUGUGAACCCAGAGCUUUUCAUUAGACCUAACAAACCCGUGAUGGCAUUUGGGCUCAUAGCAAUUACCCUCUGUGUGGCCUACCUUGGUUAUUGGCGUGCAACAGUAGAGAAUAAAAAGGACCUCUAUGAAGCCAUCGACAGUGAGGGGUCCAGGUAUAUGAGGAGAAAAACUUCCAAGUGGGACUGAGAACGUAAGGAAUGAACUCAGCGAAUCAGUCGCAGAACUUUUCAAGGCAACUGCUAUUUUUUGUUCUGUCCAUGGAAAUAGUGGAUAAAUGUCUAUCUUCUAUUUGAUCCAAUUUAAUUUGGAUCAAAUUUAAUCCAUUUAUAUCAUGUUGUGCCUGUACAAAUAAAUUACGAUCAAGAUACAUGUGAACAUGAAAGUGAUUUUAAGAACUGUUUUCUACAAUCCCCACAGUAUAUCGGAAGAUACGAAAUUACCUCAGACAUGCAGUCAAGAUUGGAAAUGCCUUAGAAAACUACAUGAUAGUUCAGAUCACUUCUCUCUUUAUUUUGAUUAAAUGAAAACAGGGGUUUGUCUUUUAUUUUUUUAAACAGCGUAAUGUAUCGUGUAUAGAAAAAUUUGAUCUCUUGAAUAUUGAUAAUUAACACUGGUGCAAGUAAAAUUAUUUUAAGGCAAGAAGGAUCUGAUAAUGCAGUCAUUGAAGGGUUUAUUUAAUAAAUGAAUUUAUAAAAUGCUGGCCAAAACAGUC